UAGCUAGUGAUCAAUUCACACCUCCUUUCCAUAUCUUCACUAUGCCUUCUUCAAUAACGAGGAUUAUGAUUAGUAUUAUUAACAAUGGCGCAAUAAUGAUAAUAAUGUCAUUUGUUGCUAAUUUGUGUCUUGUGGGCAAAACAAUGGGAGCUGCGACUUAUCAUUGUUCCAACGUGACGCUUGAUUCGGCUCGGGACAGUCUGGUGCGACAGGAAGACACCAUUAUUUUCAGCCUCAUCGAGAGAGCCAAGUUCCCCGUCAACACCCCAUUGUACGCCGCCGCCGGUGAUAAAUCUCCGCCGUUUUCCGGUCCGGGAUCUCUUUUCCAGUACUUCGUCAAUCAAAGCGAGGCUCUUCAGUCUCAGAUGGGAAGAUAUUCAUCUAAAGAGGAGCUUCCUUUCUUCCCGAGUCAAUUGCCAAACCCGUUUGCGCCGAGCAGUGAAUGUGUGUCGUAUUUGUAUCCUAAGGCUGCCGACGUGAAUGCCUCAACCAACGUCAAUAGCAUGAUUUGGAAUUUUUAUCUCACCGGCAUUCUUCACAACUUCACCAAAGCGGGUAGCGAUGAAAACUACGCUUCCACGGCUAUGGCCGACCUCCUAUGUUUGCAGGCACUCUCUAGAAGGAUUCAUUACGGAAGAUUUGUUGCUGAGGCUAAAUUCAGUAGUGCUCCGGAUCAAUACAAAAAACUUAUUCAUGCUAAGAACAAAGAAGCUCUUGAGAACUUGCUGACAAAUAGAACUGUUGAAGAGCAAGUCAGAAAUCGAGUGUUGCUGAAAGCCAGAGAGUUUGCAAAAGAAGUGGCACUGAACAAUACUAAGAGUGGGAGUGGAGAGUACAAGAUUGAUCCCAUCCAAGUGUCCAACUUAUAUGAAAAUUGGGUGAUCCCUUUAACAAAAAAGGUUGAAGUUGAGUACCUUCUGCGGCGACUUAAUUGACCCAAUUAUUUGAUAUUUCAAAACAAUGUGGUUUAUAGUGUCUUGUUGUGAAACAAAGUACUUUUGUUAUU
Molecule: messenger RNA, 1006 nt
Organism: Cuscuta campestris
Lineage: Eukaryota; Viridiplantae; Streptophyta; Magnoliopsida; Solanales; Convolvulaceae
Source: the annotation of a GenBank genome assembly